CUUCAUUAAUGCAUAGCACUAUUAAACACAGACGAUUGUGUUUAGAAUUAAUGGGAGUACUUAGAAUCAUACAAUUGCGCUCCUCGGCGCAUCCGAGGGCUUAGGCCUUUCAAAUAACUUUGUGAUGCGAAAUUCGACGAGGUUGUCAAUACAAGUGCAAACAGCUUAGACUUGUAUUAAUAUUGCUUCCGAGUUAAUACCGCCAGAGUGCUCAUUGGCAGAAUCAAUUCUCAUCCGCGAGAGAUGUCUUGGAUCUGGAACCCAGACGGUGAUGCCCCCAAGCCACCAGCAGAAGAUAAUAUGGUUCAGGACCCAUCAGACCCUACCAGGAAGGUAACCAAGAAAGCCGCCAAUCAGCCCUUCUUGGCCCAUAAGCAAUAUAGAGAGAAGCAGGAACAGGAGCACCAAGCAUGGCUUCAAAGAAAUCGCGAGCGUGAGGAGAAACUUGCCAGAGGGGAAGAAGUUGGUCCUGCGGAAGUGGAUCCUACUGCCGAGCAGGAAGUAGAGUUGCUUGGGCUGCUGAAGUUCAUUGUAUAUUUGAUUCUCAUUAUUGUCAUCGCGGGCAAGUUCUUCACUGGCAGCUUCCUGUGGGAAUACGAUGGAAAGUGGGCGCGAUUAAAAACAUAUUGGCCAAAUAGCGGGCGCCUCUUCUCGGAAACAUAUUUGGCAACAUUUGAUGGGAAUGACCCAACGAAACCCCUGUAUCUCGCGAUUGAUGGUGACGUAUUUGAUGUCUCAAGUAAUAGCAGAACGUAUGGUCCGGGAGGUCCUUACCACCAUAUGGUCGGAGUGGACGCAGCCAGGUCAUUUGGUACAGGAUGUUUUGCCACUCACCGGACACAUGACUUACGAGGUCUGACCGACAACGAGCUCAGGGGCGUCGAACAUUGGAAGAAGUUCUUUACUGAGCACAAAACAUACUACAAAGUUGGCAAAGUCUUGCACCACCCCAUUGAUCCCAAAAGUCCGAUACCGGAACAUUGUGAUCCAAAGAAAGAGCAGACGAAUCAUCCAACAACCGGAAAUUCUAACCCGAUGUCCCAUUCUAAGGGUAAUACGGAGACGCCAAUCCGCGAGGAGUUAUAGUCUACAGGCAUAGCUAUUGAUGUCCAUUAUCAUUAGGCACAUAUGGCGCGUAUAUAUAAGUCUAGGGUGUUCCGUAUGGCAUGUC
Messenger RNA from Suillus subaureus, 1171 nucleotides. Its product is annotated as cytochrome b5. Gene Ontology annotation, cellular component: endomembrane system; membrane. The record is from RefSeq and is a predicted model, not a curated record. The transcript is spliced from 6 exons. NCBI's taxonomy places the organism in Eukaryota, Fungi, Basidiomycota, Agaricomycetes, Boletales, Suillaceae. Bases 244 to 1086 code for a protein of 280 amino acids.